Molecule: messenger RNA, 429 nt
Organism: Colletotrichum abscissum
Lineage: Eukaryota; Fungi; Ascomycota; Sordariomycetes; Glomerellales; Glomerellaceae
Product: fungal specific transcription factor
Exons: 1
Source: RefSeq, a predicted model, not a curated record
CCGAUUGCGCCACGCAACAUAGAUCAGUAUCAUCUCACUAGGGUCUCGUUGGAGCGCACGUCGAAGGGGUCCCUAUCAGGAGUCCUCAUUUACCGUCAACACCGCCCCAUCCCCCCAGCAGGAGGCAUUCCUCACCAGUCACCAUCACAAAGCUUCUCGCCAACGCGGGGGUUUCCGCCAGGCAAGGUCUCGAUGUUUGAUCUCAAUGCCGAGACUGUCGAUGUUGAAUCCUAUGUGCACCAGAACCAGGGUCAACGACUUGGCACCAUGUUUGGGAACUUAGAGAAGUCUGCUGCAGGAGGUAUGUUUUACGCGUCCGACACUGGGGAGGAACGAGUGAACGAGGCGAUGCCAUAUAGUCGUUGCAAGGCGAGCAUCAGUCGGACACCAGCGACGUUUUGCAUCCAGACAAGGGCUCGGUGGGGAUGA